This is a messenger RNA of Symphalangus syndactylus (siamang), 2774 nucleotides long. RefSeq names its product SH2 domain containing adaptor protein B (gene SHB). The record is from RefSeq and is a predicted model, not a curated record. Gene Ontology annotation, molecular function: phosphotyrosine residue binding. NCBI's taxonomy places the organism in Eukaryota, Metazoa, Chordata, Mammalia, Primates, Hylobatidae.
CCGCCGGGACGGGCACGGGCGCGCGGGCGCCGGCUGCCUCCCUCCGUCGCUCGCUGUCUCUCCCGGCCGCAUUCUCCUCCGCUGCGGGGCCGAGCUCGCCCCAGCGCUCGCAGGAAGGAAGAAGGGAGCCGAGGACGCCGAGAAGUUCCCGCGGCAGCCGCGGAUCCCGGCCAAGGCGGAGGCUGCGGCUCCGACGGGGCAGGAGCGCGAUCCACGGCGGGGGGCGUACGGCCACAGGGUCCGCGGCGUGGAGCGCUCGGACCUUCUGCUCUCCCCCGGGCCGUGGGCCGGGACCCCAUGAGACGCGCCCACGAGGGGCGCGAGAGCCCUAGCUCGGGCGGCGCUAGGCGGAGGGCGGUGCUGCAGCUGCUGGAGCCAGAGAGCUGCCGGCAGGAGGCGGCGGCGGCGAGAACUUGAACUUGGCGUCGGGAGCGGGCGCCCCGGACGCCUCCCGCCGGGGCCGGGGCGCCGAGGGACCUGCGCCGCAGCGCUGCCCCCGAAUGGCCGCGGCGGCGGACCGGGCUCCCGCGCCGCGGCCCUAGGCGGCCUCUCGCCAUGGCCAAGUGGCUAAACAAGUACUUCAGCUUGGGCAACAGCAAGACCAAGAGCCCCCCGCAGCCGCCGCGGCCAGACUACCGCGAGCAGCGGCGCCGGGGCGAGCGGCCCUCGCAGCCCCCCCAAGCCGUGCCGCAGGCCUCCUCUGCCGCCUCGGCGUCCUGCGGUCCGGCCACUGCCUCCUGCUUCUCGGCCUCUUCGGGCUCGCUGCCCGACGACAGCGGCAGCACCAGCGACCUCAUCCGCGCCUACCGCGCGCAGAAGGAGCGAGACUUCGAGGACCCCUACAACGGGCCUGGCUCGUCGCUGCGCAAACUGCGCGCCAUGUGCCGCCUGGACUACUGCGGCGGCAGCGGGGAGCCAGGCGGGGUCCAGCGCGCCUUCUCGGCCUCGUCCGCGUCGGGCGCGGCGGGCUGUUGCUGCGCCUCCUCGGGCGCGGGGGCCGCCGCGUCCUCGUCCUCGUCCUCCGGCUCUCCGCACCUCUACCGCAGCAGCAGCGAGCGGCGGCCCGCCACGCCGGCCGAGGUGCGCUACAUCUCCCCCAAGCACCGCCUCAUCAAAGUGGAGAGCGCCGCGGGCGGUGGGGCCGGGGACCCCCUGGGGGGCGCCUGCGCGGGCGGCCGCACCUGGAGCCCGACGGCCUGCGGAGGCAAGAAACUGCUCAACAAGUGCGCCGCCUCAGCCGCGGAGGAGAGCGGGGCCGGCAAGAAGGACAAGGUGACCAUAGCCGAUGACUACUCAGAUCCCUUUGAUGCCAAGAAUGAUCUCAAGAGCAAAGCAGGAAAGGGGGAGAGUGCUGGCUACAUGGAGCCCUAUGAGGCACAGAGGAUCAUGACAGAAUUUCAGAGGCAGGAAAGUGUCCGGUCCCAGCAUAAAGGUAUCCAGUUAUAUGACACCCCUUAUGAACCUGAAGGCCAAAGUGUGGACUCGGACUCGGAGAGCACAGUCAGCCCCCGACUGCGGGAGAGCAAGCUGCCCCAGGAUGACGACAGGCCUGCCGAUGAGUAUGACCAGCCUUGGGAGUGGAACCGGGUCACCAUCCCAGCCCUGGCAGCACAGUUUAAUGGCAACGAGAAGCGGCAGUCAUCCCCCUCGCCUUCGCGGGACCGGCGGCGCCAGCUUCGUGCCCCUGGAGGGGGCUUUAAGCCUAUCAAACAUGGGAGCCCUGAGUUCUGCGGGAUCCUAGGAGAAAGGGUGGAUCCUGCCGUCCCCCUGGAGAAGCAAAUAUGGUAUCAUGGAGCCAUCAGCAGAGGAGAUGCCGAGAACCUGCUGCGACUCUGCAAGGAGUGUAGCUACCUUGUCCGGAACAGCCAGACCAGCAAGCAUGACUACUCCCUCUCCCUGAGGAGCAACCAGGGUUUUAUGCACAUGAAACUGGCCAAAACCAAAGAGAAAUACAUUCUGGGUCAGAACAGCCCUCCAUUCGACAGUGUCCCAGAAGUCAUCCACUACUACACCACCAGAAAGCUACCCAUCAAAGGGGCCGAGCACUUGUCCCUCCUCUAUCCUGUGGCUGUGAGGACCCUGUGAGCGGACCAGACCUGCCCUGCUCUGUGACAGAGCCUGAGACUUGGAGGCGCCAGAGGCCCCCCACCAACCAGCCCUGCCACUGUUGCUGGCUGUGUCAUUUGUGUUGUGUGUAUGGUACUAGCACACCACUGCAUGUCUCUAGAAUGCUGUUGCCACUUACGGGGCUGGAGAAGGCCUGGAUAAAGACAGAAGGGCGGCAACACACCACCCCAGCCCCCACCCCCACCCCCACCCUCUCCUUGAGUUUCUGUGAAUUAAAAUAUUUGCAAAUCCAAAGAGAUGCCUUCCAGGAUGAACAAAGGCAGACCAGCUCCGAGGGGCGGGGUAGGGUGGGGCGGGAGCUCCCUGGCUGACAUCUCUUUGUUCUCCAGCUGUCUCAAAUUCACACCUGUGUAUGGGGCAAAGUUUUCCCACAGGAGCCCCCCUACUGAUGCUGGGAGCCAAAUGCUGGUGCUUUGAGAGCCCCUGAGGCCCCGGGGUUCCCGCCCCCGCUGGUGUGUAUAUGUGUGUCUGUGUGUGUGUGUGAGUACAGAUGUGAGAAGGUGGUCACACACAGAUGGGUAAGCCCACUGAUCUACUUGUAGUCACUCAGUGUAAUCAUUAGGUGAUCUUCAAGGAAUCAUUGUGCAGUCAAAAAGAGGAUUCAAUUAUUUAUGAAUAGGGUGUGUAAAUAAAAUAGUCAUUUAAUA